CGGAAACGGUCUCGCGAAUCUCCAGAUGUCGAGAGCUCCCUUCAUGGGAGUCGCUUAGAGGAGACACGUAUGGAGUCUUCGAGUACAGCUCUUGAAAGAAUAGAGAGCGAAGAGCGAACCCACAAGCAUGCUAAUAUACCACCUCCGACAUGGGAAUCGCAUGAGCCAUUAGAGAUCAUUGCUGAAUUGAACUCAGCUGACAAGUCUGAAGAGAAAGAAUCGUCGGGAUUAGCAGAAACGGGAGCAAGCGGGGUAUCGAAGGCAAGAAGAAGGUGGAAGCCUAAGUUUUCGAAAGCCUCUCAAGAGACAAAUUCGGAAUUUGAACACAAGUCGAACUAUGUCGGAAACCCCACUAUUUUGUUGCAACUUCGAAUUAUUUUCAUAAAUUGGAUUAACAUCCUUUUACCACUUAUACCGGCUGGCUUUGCUGUCAAUUACACCCAUCAAAAUGCAGUCAUAGUAUUCUGCAUUAACUUUGUCGCUAUUAUUCCGUCCGCAUUCGCGCUUGGUUUUGCGACAGAGGAAUUAUCGAUGCGAGUUGGAGAGAAAAUGGGAGCACUUCUGAACAUGACAUUUGGCAAUGCCAUUCAACUCAUCACCUCCAUCCUACUCCUCAAAACCCGCCAGAUUGACGUCCUCAAGUCGUCUCUCCUCGGCAGCAUACUGUCGAAUUUACUCCUGACCACCGGUCUGAGUUUCUUCCUUGGUGGCCUGAAUCGUAUACAGCAGUACUUUAACGUCACACUAGCCUUAACAGUCGGCAUGCUCCUCUUAUUGGCGGUGUUAAGUUUAUUAAUCCCCACGGCUUCGAAGCUCAUGAACGACAACAUCACUACUGAUGACAUUGCGGCUCAAUCUCGAGGCACAUCGUUCGUCCUUCUGUUCUCGUACGCACUCUGGCUAGUGUUUCAACUACGGACACACAAUGAAGUAUUUAACGAGCCAUCACAGAAAGUCCCGAAAAAAAAGCCCACGAAAGUGGAAGAAGGGCAAGUUAUCAGGGGCCUCGCGCAAAUGGGGGGCGCCACUGCUGCCUCGAGUGGAGGCGGGAUCCAUGGAGCACGGCUGGUCCGUACACGUGCUGAGGAAGAGGAAGAACCCGACGAAGUCGAAGUGCCCAGUCUCAGCUUGCUAGGUGCCAUUUUCACCCUCACCAUCUCUGUCGUUCUUAUAGCCUUCAACACGCAAUUCGCAACCGACAGCAUCCAAGGCCUUCUCCAACACCGCCACAUCUCACAAACCUUUCUUGGCUUGGUCAUCCUCCCGCUCCUAAGUAUCGAUCCGACAUCCAUCGCCGUGGCCAUCAAAGACAAAAUGGAUAUUAGCAUUGCGCUCACGCUUGAGCGGUGCAUGCAAACUGCGCUCAUGAUCGUCCCGCUCAUUGUUCUCUUAGCAUGGUGCAUGGGCAUUGCUGAUAUGAACUUGCAAUUUGAUGGCUUCUCAAUCGCUGCAUUGUUCGCAUCUAUCCUCAUUGUAACAUAUAUGGUGCAAGAAGGGAAAUCUAACUGGCUUGAAGGCGCCCUUCUCAUCAACGUUUUCGUCAUUAUUUCUGUCGCGGCUUUUUUCAUUCGUUGAAUAGAUUUGGCUAGAAAAAGUGGAAUCCAACCCAUUCUAGGCUACCUUGCCCUAGCCGCAAACGCAUGCUACCCCCAUGCGUGAAAUGACCUUCGCACAGAAAGACAAGUGGGUGUCACCCAUUAAAGAU
Messenger RNA from Lindgomyces ingoldianus, 1705 nucleotides. RefSeq lists its product as uncharacterized. The record is from RefSeq and is a predicted model, not a curated record. Gene Ontology annotation, biological process: calcium ion transmembrane transport; intracellular calcium ion homeostasis. Gene Ontology annotation, cellular component: fungal-type vacuole membrane. Gene Ontology annotation, molecular function: calcium:proton antiporter activity. NCBI's taxonomy places the organism in Eukaryota, Fungi, Ascomycota, Dothideomycetes, Pleosporales, Lindgomycetaceae. The coding region runs from base 70 to 1575 and encodes 501 amino acids. The transcript is spliced from 4 exons.